AUGGCCAUCCACGCAGAAGGACUGGUGGCAAUUGUUAUCUUCUAUCUGCUGAUCCUAGGAGUAGGGAUAUGGGCAGCGUGGAAAAACAAAAAUGCUGGCGGGGAAGGUGUAGACCAAAGCGAGACUAUAAUGGUCGGUGGAAGGGACAUUGGAUUGUUUGUUGGUGGAUUCACCAUGACUGCGACCUGGGUCGGAGGAGGCUAUAUCAAUGGUACUGCUGAGUAUGUGUAUCUGCCUGGAUUUGGACUGGCCUGGGCGCAGGCACCGUUUGGAUAUGCGCUCAGCUUGGUUGUAGGUGGCCUCUUCUUUGCCAAGCCUAUGCGUUCCAGAGGAUAUGUGACUAUGCUGGAUCCCUUCCAGCAGAUCUAUGGGAAGAGAAUGGGCGGACUGCUCUUUAUUCCUGCUCUCAUGGGAGAAAUCUUCUGGUCAGCCGCCAUUCUGUCAGCUCUGGGAGCCACACUGAGUGUGAUCGUAGACAUCAACAUCAACAUGUCUGUCAUGAUCUCAGCACUCAUUGCAAUCUUCUACACUUUGGUCGGAGGACUUUAUUCUGUGGCGUACACAGAUGUUGUGCAGCUCUUUUGUAUAUUUGUUGGCUUGUGGAUCAGUGUGCCUUUUGCUCUCUCCAAUCCCGCUGUGUCAAGCAUUGGUGUCACUGCAGUCGAGAAAGUUCACCAAGAACCAUGGCUUGGCAGCAUUAAGCCCUCAGAGGGGUGGAUGUGGAUGGACAACUUUUGCCUUUUGAUGUUGGGGGGUAUUCCUUGGCAGGUGUAUUUUCAGCGCGUUCUCUCCGCCUCCUCAGCUACCUAUGCCCAAGUCCUCUCAUUCCUGGCAGCCUUUGGCUGUAUUGUAAUGGCCAUACCCUCAGUCCUCAUUGGAGCCAUAGGGGCCUCAACAGAUUGGAACCAGACUGCAUAUGGCUCUGUGUCCCCCAAGGAUAACGAGCAGUCAGACAUGAUCCUGCCCAUAGUGCUCCAGUAUCUCUGCCCUCCCUACAUCUCCUUUUUCGGCUUAGGGGCCGUGUCUGCCGCCGUCAUGUCUUCAGCUGACUCCUCCAUUCUUUCAGCUAGUUCCAUGUUUGCCCGAAACAUCUACCAGCUUGCUUUUCGCCAAUCGGCUUCAGACCGUGAGAUCAUCUGGGUGAUGAGGAUCACCAUCUUUGUGUUUGGGGCUUUAGCAACAGCAAUGGCUCUGCUCACCGGCACAGUGUACGGCUUAUGGUACCUGAGCUCGGAUCUGGUCUACGUGAUCAUCUUCCCUCAGCUACUCAGUGUGCUCUUUAUCAAAGGCACCAACACGUAUGGCUCUGUGGCUGGCUACGUCUUUGGCCUAGUGCUACGCAUUGGAGGAGGAGAGCCAUACCUUAAGCUCCCACCUUUCAUCUGUUACCCAGGCUGCUUCGUGGAGCAGAAGACGCACAGGCUUACCAUGGAGGUUGAAUAUAUCACCGUUCAAAAAUUUCCCUUCAAGACAGUGUCAAUGGUGGCUUCCUUCUUGGGUAAUGUGGCUUUCUCGUACCUCGCCAAGUAUCUCUUUGAAAGUGGGACGCUGUCGCCAAAGUAUGACUUCUUCGAUGCUGUGCUCUCAAAGCACAGUGCAGAGAUCAUGGAUAAAACUACUCUGGUGGGCAAUGACAAUAUCAUCCUGUCAGAGAUGGCCCCCGUCAAGCCUGGUCUCGGCAUGUCAUUGGCGGGAACAUUCACGAACAAAGAGGCUCUCAGUGAGGAUGAUGGAGACUUCAGCCCAGAAUCUAACAAUGAACAUGACUAA
Messenger RNA from Sardina pilchardus (European sardine), 1770 nucleotides. Its product is annotated as high affinity choline transporter 1-like. Gene Ontology annotation, cellular component: synapse; dendrite; perikaryon. The record is from RefSeq and is a predicted model, not a curated record. The coding region runs from base 1 to 1770 and encodes 589 amino acids. Gene Ontology annotation, molecular function: choline:sodium symporter activity. Gene Ontology annotation, biological process: acetylcholine biosynthetic process; neuromuscular synaptic transmission; synaptic transmission, cholinergic. The transcript has 8 exons. Lineage: Eukaryota; Metazoa; Chordata; Actinopteri; Clupeiformes; Clupeidae.